Molecule: messenger RNA, 1068 nt
Organism: Quercus lobata
Lineage: Eukaryota; Viridiplantae; Streptophyta; Magnoliopsida; Fagales; Fagaceae
Exons: 3
Coding region: 1-1068 (355 amino acids)
Source: RefSeq, a predicted model, not a curated record
AUGAUGGAUUCAGUUGCUAAUUAUGGCAAGGGAUUGAAACUCCCUACUUAUCAUGAAACAAGGGUGACUUUCUUGAAAAAAGAGGUAGAAAAUAUGCACUUCACAUUGGAUAAGUAUAAAAAUGAGUGGAAAAAAACAGGUUGCACUUUAAUGUUAGAUGGAUGGACGGAUAAUAGAGAGAGGUCUAUCACAAACUUCCUUGUCAAUAGUCCAAAGGGAACAGUUUUUCUUAAAUCUAUUGACACCUCUGAUAUUUCCAAGAAUGCUGAAAAUUUAUUUCAAUUGCUUGAUUCUUUGGUGCAAGAAAUUGGAGAGGAGAAUGUGGUACAAGUAGUGACAGAUAGUGCUUCAGCUUAUGUUUCAACUGGUGAAAAAUUAAUGGAAAAAAGACUUAAGAUCUUUUGGAAUCCUUGUGCUGCCCACUGCAUUGAUUUGAUGCUUCAUGACAUUGGGAGGGAAUUGGCAAGACAAGGUGUCAUAAGAUUUGCCACUGCCUACUUAACUUUGAAGAAUAUAUAUCAACAAAAGAUUGGAUUAAGGUCUAUGUUUGCAUCUGAGGAAUGGGCUAAGAGUCCCUAUGCAAAGAAAAGUGAUGGCAUUAAUGUCCAAUUAAUUGUCUUGAGUGAUCCAAAGUUUUGGCCUGCUAUUAAAUUUUGCUUGAAAUGUGUGAUCCCAUUAGUAAAAGUUUUAAGGCUUGUAGAUGGUGAUGCAAAACCAGCAAUGGGCUACAUAUAUGAAGCUAUGGAUAGAGCAAAAGAGCAAAUCCGGAAAAAUUUUAAUGAUAUGCAAAGGAGAUAUAGACCUAUAUUGAGAAUUAUUGAAACUAGAUGGGAGCUUCAACUUCAUAGGCCUUUACAUGUAGCAGCUUAUUUUCUCAAUCCUAAGUUUCAUUAUGAUCCCAACUUCGUUGCAAAUGAAGAAGUGAGAGUUGGACUUUAUGAAGUGAUUGAAAGGAUGUGUCCUACAACUUUAGAGAGGUGUAGGAUUGAUCUACAAUUGGAGAAAUUUGAUAAAGCUGAGGGUUUGUUUGGAAAAGAAAUGACUAUACUUACAAGAGCAAAGAAGUAG